Molecule: messenger RNA, 4154 nt
Organism: Camelus dromedarius (Arabian camel)
Lineage: Eukaryota; Metazoa; Chordata; Mammalia; Artiodactyla; Camelidae
Gene: CNTROB
Product: centrobin, centriole duplication and spindle assembly protein
Exons: 19
Coding region: 890-3568 (892 amino acids)
Biological process (GO): mitotic cytokinetic process; centriole replication; centrosome separation
Cellular component (GO): centrosome; centriole
Source: RefSeq, a predicted model, not a curated record
GAGCGAGGCGGGGUUACGGACGGUGGGCGGGAGGCUGCCAACGGUUUUGAGUGUGGGGAAGGGCGCGAGAAAGGGGGUGUCUUGGUCUUCCUGGACCGGGGCUUAGAGGAAGAGGGCAAUCCCUCGUUCCCACCUUGGCAAAUUGCAAGGCUGAGGACUGGAAGUGUGGAGACUAGUCGGAACGGUGUGGUCGGGGUAGAGGAUCUCAGGCUAGGCUUCAGGCCCUGUACAUUUUACGGACGUCUGAGGGCGUGAUUGAGUGUUCACAAAGAUUCUUUGCGGGUAAUAGGGUGGGAGGGAUUCUGGGGAGCCUUGCUAUGGCUUUCUUGCCAGGAGGGAUCGGAAGGGAUGUAUGUGAGGGUUGACCCUGGGUAGAACGGGUGCCGUGGACGGAGGGUUGUGGGGAGGUGGGGAGCGUGAGCCCGGUGACUGGCGGAUAAGCCAGCUGGACGAAAAUUAGGCCCCUGUUGAGUCUGAGUCUGUUUCACUUUGCACAGUCUGGGUGUGAGAACUUAAGAGCUCGGCUGACCAGUGAUAGCCUUUUCUAGAGGUUGAUCUGCAGCUUUGGGCACUCUAGAGGAACUGCAGUGGUGCUGUUGCCCCGCAGUAGGUCUUCUGUCCCCACCCCUUCCUUGCUGCACCCUUCUUUCCCACCAUUCCCAGGAGCUAUGGAAAGAAAAUCCUUUGCCCUCUCCCAUGGCCUCUGGGACAUUUGGAAACCUUUCCUCUAACCAGAAAGCCUCCGUACCUUCAUUCAACAAGGAUCCUUCACUUGGAGUCUUCCUCCUUUCUCCCAAAUCUUCCUUCUGGUACUUUUCCCCUGGGAUCUCCUAAAGCAGAACCAGGAGUUCCCAGCUUUGCUGUCUGCAGUUGUCUCUUCCCUGUACUCAUGGCAACAUCAGCUACCAGCCCCAGCUCACCUCUCAGGGCCAAGGAUCUCCUGAGUGAUUCAUCAGAAGCCCCUGGGCUGAACCAAGUGUCCUCUGAAGUAACCUCCCAGCUCUAUGCUUCUUUGCACCUCAGUCGUCAGGCAGAGACCACGGCCCGAGCCCAGCUGUAUUUACCCUCCACCUCCCCACCUCCUCAUGAGGUGUUAGAUGGCUUGGCACAAGAGCUGAGUUGCAGCUUGUCGGCUGGACUGGAGAACAACUUGAAGAAAAAGGAUGGUUCCAGGCAUAUCUUUGAGAUGGAAAGUGUUCGGGGUCAACUCCAGAGCAUGCUCCAAACCUCACGUGAUGUGGCCUAUCGGGAUGCCCCUACUCCAAGCGCUGACUCGGAGAGACGGGAAGAGGAUUCCUUUGACAGUGACUGUACAGCCACCUUGCUUAACACCCGGCCACUGCAAGACUUGUCUCCAUCUAGCUCAGCCCAAGCCCUGGAGGAUCUGUUUCCCCGCUAUGCCAGCCUUCGGCCAGGGCCCCCACUCAAUCCCCCGGAUUUUCAGGGGCUGAGAGAUGCACUGGAUUCAGAGCAUACUCGUCGCAAGCAUUGUGAGCGCCACAUUCAGAGCCUGCAGACCCGAGUGCUAGAGCUUCAGCAACAGUUAGCCGUGGCUGUGACUGCCGACCGCAAGAAAGAUAUCAUGAUUGAACAACUGGACAAGACCCUGGCCCGCGUGGUGGAGGGCUGGAACCGGCAUGAAGCUGAGCGGACAGAGGUGCUUCGGGGACUCCAGGAGGAACGCCAGGCCGCUGAACUCACUAGAAGCAAGCAGCAGGAGACAGUAACCCGCCUGGAACAAAGCCUUUCUGAAGCCGUGGAGGCCCUGAAUCGUGAGCAGGAAAGUGCCAGACUGCAGCAACGGGAAAGAGAGACCCUGGAAGAGGAAAGGCAAGCGCUAACCCUGAGCUUGGAGCUAGAACAGCAGCAGUGCCGGGCCCUGCAGGACGAACGGGAUGAGGCUCGGGCUGGGCAACUCAGUGAGCGUCGACUCUUGGAGACCCUUCAGGUGGCCCUAGAAGAAGAGCGGCAGACCCGGGCCCAGCAAGAGCGUCAGCUUAAGGAACGCUACCAGGCACUGCAGGAGGAGAGCCAGGCUCAGCUGGAAAGGGAGAAGGGGAACACCCAGAGGGAGUCGCAGGCAGCCCGAGAGGCGCAGCAGCAGCUGGCCUUGGUGCAGUCUGAGGUGCGGCGGUUGGAAGGAGACCUGGAUACAGCUCGCAGAGAGAGAGAUGCCCUGCAGCUGGAGAUGAGCCUGGUGCAGGCUCGGUAUGAAAGCCAGCGGAUCCAAAUGGAGUCGGAGUUGGCCGUGCAGCUGGAGCAGCGAGUGACAGAGCGGCUGGCGCAGGCUCAGGAGAGCAGCCUGCGGCAAGCAGCCUCCCUGAGGGAGCAUCACAGGAAGCAGCUGCAGGAGCUGAAUGGACAGCACCAGCAGGAAUUGUCCACCCAGUUGGCUCAGUUCAAGGUGGAAAUGGCAGAACGAGAGGAAAGGCAGCAGCAGGUGGCUCAGGACUAUGAGCUCAGACUGGCCCGGGAGCAGGCACGAGUGCGUGAACUGCAGAGUGGGAACCAGCAGCUAGAGGAGCAGCGGGUGGAGCUGGUGGAGCGACUGCAGGCCAUGCUGCAGGCCCACUGGGAGGAGGCAAACCAGCUGCUCAGCACCCCUCUCCUGCCGCCCAACCCCGCGGUUCCUCCAGUCAGCCCAUCCAGCCCUGGGCCUCAGGAACCGGAGAAGGGGGAGAGGAGGAUGUGGACUGUGCCCCCUGUGGCUGUGGCCCUAAAGCCAGUGUUGCAGCAGAGCCGGGAAGCAAGGGAAGAGCUGCCUGGAGUGCCGCCUGUUCUCUGCAGCCCCUCCCCAGAUCUUAGCCUCCUGCUGGGCCCCACUUUCCAGAGCCAGCAUUCCUUCCAGCCCCUAGAGCCAAAGCCUGAUCUCACUUCAUCCUCAGCGGAGGCCUUCUCUGCAGUCGGAACCUUCCAUCCCGAUCACAGGGCUGAACGGCCGUUCCCUGAGGAAGAUGCUGGGUCCGACAGGGAUGGCUUCCUAAAGCAAGGGCUGCCGCCCGCUUCCCAGCUUCAGGGCCUCAAGCAUUUUUUGCAGCAGCUGCUGGAGACAGCACCCCCGAGCAACGAGAACCCCUCUGCCGACCUGCUGCCCACCAAGUCUGGUCCUCUGACUGUCCCAACUUGGGAGGAAGCCCCUCAGGUGCCACGCCUCCCACCCCCUGUCCAUAAAACUAAAGUGCCCUUAGCCAUGGCGUCCAGUCUUUUCCGGGUCCAUGAGCUUCCCUCAGCCCAUUCACAGAGCGGUGGUCCCCGCGGUGGCUCCCCAGAGAGAGGUGGAGAUGGGCUCGCAUCCUCGAGGCAGCUGAUGGAGGUGUCUCAGCUGCUGCGACUCUAUCAAGCUCGAGGCUGGGGGGCGCUGCCUGCGGAGGAUCUGCUGCUCUACCUGAAGAGGCUGGAACACAGCGGGACUGACAGCCGAGGGGAUGAUGUCCCCAGAAGGAACACAGACUCCCGCUUGGGUGAGAUCCCCCGGAAAGAGCUUGGUCCUUGCCCUGUGCCAAUUCUGGCCCUCCCAACGCACAACACCUUUCCUCAAUGGUGGGGGACUGAGAGGACACGACGCUGAGUUUUCCUUCUUUUCCCUCAACUCUCAGAUUCCCUCCCAGGCUCUCCCUCGCCGCCUUGCUACAGCCCCUAAGACUGAAAAGCCUCCAGCUCGGAAAAAAAGUGGGCACCCGGCCCCUGGUAGCGCGCGGAGUCGGGGGGGAAUCUGGAGAUAAGCCCCUUGCCUUCUCCUCUUCUUUGUUUUCUUCUUCUUUUUAUUAUUAUUUUAAUAAAUGCUCAAUAGUCUGUAUGAGAGUCUCUGACUCAUAGAAAUUUGGAAAACGUAGGUUUUAUAAGAAAAAAACUUUGUGAAAAAACUCAUUUUAUUCUAUUUGGGUAUGUUUUUUGUAUGUUUCUGUUUUAUAUUCUGUGGGAAAAGACAUGAAUGCUUUGAAAGAAAACUGUCCAUGGCUGGGUUUGAGAAGUUUCAGUGAGCCCAGGCUCGGUGUUGAAGCGUGACUGGCUCUGGCUCAUAGGGGAAUUAUGGGUGAUUCCUGUUUCCUUCUUUAUAUACAUUUCUGUAUUUUCCAACUUUUCUAGAACAAGAAUGUAUGACUUCAUAACCAGAAAAACACUUUUAAUAAAAGAGUAAGUUAUUGUAUAAAGAA